AUGGGUAUGAAGAGUUUUUUUACUGGAGUUUUUCUCAUUUCAAGUGUGUAUCUUCUUUUCAUACACCAAUUUCAAAACGUUUCGGCCGCUCCAGGAAAUGCAAAUAAUGUCGAUUCACACAGAUUAAGGGCCAGGCCUUUUGCUAGGCUAACUCCCCGGACUCAGUAUAGCCGGAUUAAGGCCGAGCCUUUUAACGAGUUUAUAGUCGACGAUGACGAUCUUUUCGAGCUCUCAAAACGGCAAACUUCGGACGAUUAUGGACAUUUACGUUUUGGAAAACGGGGAGAGGAGCCGUUUGAUGACUACGGACAUAUGAGAUUUGGAAGAAGCGGCAGCGAUUAAGCCAAUAAAUUAUUUAUCGUUGUGUUAGUUAUCGCAGUUUUGUGUAAUGGCUGGUAAUAAAUUUUGCAAUGUAA
Messenger RNA from Tribolium castaneum (red flour beetle), 416 nucleotides. RefSeq names its product Drosulfakinin (gene Dsk). The record is from RefSeq and is a predicted model, not a curated record. The transcript is spliced from 2 exons. Bases 1 to 342 code for a protein of 113 amino acids. Lineage: Eukaryota; Metazoa; Arthropoda; Insecta; Coleoptera; Tenebrionidae.